This is a messenger RNA of Nematostella vectensis (starlet sea anemone), 342 nucleotides long. Its product is annotated as circumsporozoite protein-like. The record is from RefSeq and is a predicted model, not a curated record. Bases 1 to 342 code for a protein of 113 amino acids. The transcript has a single exon. NCBI's taxonomy places the organism in Eukaryota, Metazoa, Cnidaria, Anthozoa, Actiniaria, Edwardsiidae.
AUGGGCAACCUUUUCGGUAGCGAGCCAAUGGGCAACCUUUUCGAUAGCGAGCCAAUGGGCAACCUUUUCGAUAGCGAGCCAAUGGGCAACCUUUUCGAUAGCGAGCCAAUGGGCAGCCUUUUCGGUAGCGAGCCAAUGGGCAACUUUUACGAUAGCAAGCCAAUGGGCAAUCUUUUCGAUAGCGAGCCAAUGGGCAACCUUUUCGAUAGCGAGCCAAUGGGCAACCUUUUCGAUAGCGAGCCAAUGGGCAACUUUUUCGAUAGCGAGCCAAUGGGCAGCCUUUUCGAUAGCGAGCCAAUGGGCAGCCUUCUCGAUAGCGAGCCAAUGGGCACUUUUCGAUAG